AUGCAAACUAAAAUCAACGAACAAGAAGAAGUGAUUAGACAGUUAAGACAGCAGGGUGCUCCUGCAGUGCCUGCUCCAGAAAUUCCAGUGCCACCUGCCCCUGCUGUCCAGGCCGAACCAGUGGUUGUAAUGAAUCGGAUGGAGCCUCUGUAUGAAAGGUUCCGUAAGCAGGCACCUCUGGAGCUGUUUAAUGCCAAGUACUAUAAUGAGGCCGUCAGAAGUGUCAAGAGAAAAGAGUUCACUCACUUGACCCAGAAGGAAAACAUGAGUGUUACAGAGUAUACGACCCAGUUUGAUCGUUUGGCGAGGUUCGCUUCGGGAAUAGUGCCAACCAAUUUCAGUAAAAAGGAGAAACAUCUGGAUUGGUUAAAUGCGAAGAUUAGACAUGAUCUAAUGAUUACUACGGACGACAUAACCACCUAUGCUGAAAUGGUGGAUAAGGCACUGCGAGCUGAGGGUGCAGUUGGAUGCAUGACAGAGUCUGUUGGGACUCCAGUGAAAAGGAAAGCAUCCACUGCAACCGGUGGCUCAGGUCAGAACAAGAGGUUCUGGGGGAACCAGGGUCGAGGCAGUCGCCAGGGUAGUUCUGAGACCCGAUACACUUACCCAGAGUGCCCCAGUUGUAAAAGGCACCAUCUGGGGGAGUGUAGAGGACAAGGGUGCUUUCAGUGUGGCAUGUCAGGGCAUUACAAGAGGGAUUGCCCUCAACUCAGAAAUGAAGCACCAAAGGCUCCAGCGAAACCCACUCCAGCAAGGGUGUUCGCCAUAACUCAGGCUGAUGCAGAAGCCAGCCCUUCAGUGGUGACAGGGAUCUCGGACCCCAGUGAUUUCGGCCUUAUCAGCUAA
Cannabis sativa is the source of this 846-nucleotide messenger RNA. RefSeq lists its product as uncharacterized. The transcript has 4 exons. The coding region runs from base 1 to 846 and encodes 281 amino acids. The record is from RefSeq and is a predicted model, not a curated record. NCBI's taxonomy places the organism in Eukaryota, Viridiplantae, Streptophyta, Magnoliopsida, Rosales, Cannabaceae. Gene Ontology annotation, molecular function: nucleic acid binding; zinc ion binding.